This is a messenger RNA of Physella acuta, 1302 nucleotides long. RefSeq lists its product as uncharacterized. Lineage: Eukaryota; Metazoa; Mollusca; Gastropoda; Physidae. The record is from RefSeq and is a predicted model, not a curated record.
AUGGCUGCCGUAGUUUCCGCUUCGCCAGUGAUAAUCUACAUUCCCAUAGAGCCAUACACAAUCUACCCUCCCAUAGCGCCAGUGACAAUCUACCCUCCCAUAGAGCCAUACACAAUCUAUCCUCCAAUAGCGCCAGUGACAAUCUACCAUCCCAUAGAGCCAUACACAAUCUACCCUCCAAUAGCGCCAGUGACAAUCUACCAUCCCAUAGCGCCAGUGACAAUCUACCAUCCCAUAGAGCCAUACACAAUCUACCCUCCCAUAGCGCCAGUGACAAUCUACCCUCCCAUAGCGCCAGUGACAAUCUACCCUCCAAUAGCGCCAGUGAUAAUCUACAUUCCCAUAGAGCCAUACACAAUCUACCCUCCAAUAGCGCCAGUGACAAUCUACCAUCCCAUAGCGCCAGUGACAAUCUACCAUCCCAUAGAGCCAUACACAAUCUACCCUCCCAUAGCGCCAGUGACAAUCUACCAUCCCAUAGCGCCAGUGACAAUCUACCCUCCCAUAGAGCCAUACACAAUCUACCCUCCCAUAGAGCUAUACACAAUCUACCAUCCCAUAGCGCCAGUGACAAUCUACCCUCCCAUAGAGCCAUACACAAUCUACCCUCCCAUAGAGCCAUACACAAUCUACCCUCCCAUAGAGCCAUACACAAUCUACCCUCCCAUAGAGCUAUACACAAUCUACCAUCCCAUAGAGCCAUACACAAUCUACCCUCCCAUAGCGCCAGUGACAAUCUACCAUCCCAUAGCGCCAGUGACAAUCUACCCUCCCAUAGAGCUAUACACAAUCUACCAUCCCAUAGCGCCAGUGACAAUCUACCCUCCCAUAGAGCUAUACACAAUCUACCCUCCCAUAGCGCCAGUGACAAUCUACCCUCCCAUAGAGCCAUACACAAUCUACCCCCCCAUAGAGCCAUACACAAUCUACCCUCCCAUAGCGCCAGUGACAAUCUACCCUCCCAUAGCGCCAGUGACAAUCUACCAUCCCAUAGCGCCAGUGACAAUCUACCCUCCCAUAGAGCCAGUGACAAUCUACCCUCCCAUAGAGCCAUACACAAUCUACCAUCCCAUAGAGCCAUACACAAUCUACCCUCCCAUAGCGCCAGUGACAAUCUACCCUCCCAUAGAGCCAUACACAAUCUACCAUCCCAUAGAGCCAUACACAAUCUACCCUCCCAUAGCGCCAGUGAUAAUCUACCCUCCCAUAGCGCCAGUGACAAUCUACCAUCCCAUAGCGCCAGUGACAAUCUACCCUCCCAUAGCGCCAGUGAUAAUCUACCCUCCCAUAGCGCCAGUGUAA